AAUCAUCAAUAAUCCCAGUGACUGCCUGAGUCUGCUGACUGACGUCUGCGGGUGUUUACCGUCUUCAUGGUUUAGAGUUCAGCAGCUGGGUGAAGGCCGCUAUGUUCGCUAUGCGAGACACUCGAUCCUCUCGCGCCUCUCCCAAAAACAAACGGCCAUGGAGCGGCCUAUAAAAGCCAGACCCAGCUGAGGACCGAGGUUUGACCGAGGGACAGAUGGACUGAGACGCUGCAGGACCAACACAACCCAAACAGCAAGAUUAAACCGGUUCUCUUUGGGACUAACUUCAGACAGAUCUGCUCUGAGAGGGUAAUCUAUUACAGCUCCUUCAGCCAAUCAGGCUUCGCUGUACGAGCCUCUAACUGCUCCACCCACCGGAGUCGUAGUACUCCAGGUCAGUCAACUGUAACGGCGUCUGAAAGGAGCGUCGCCUCAAGGUGUGUCUCGGCGCUGUCAUGCCGUGGCUGCUGCCCUCUCAGCUGGAGCAUCUGUCUUCGUCUCCGUCUCAGCGGCAGUGCGAGCAGACGUCCUUCUCCUUCUACUGCGCCGUGCGGGAGCGACUUCCUGUCUGGCUGCUGGAGGACAUGCGCGGCAUGGAGGUCUUCAGCUGGGAGGACGGACACCCGCGCGCCUUCCUGCCGUCCGAGGCGCUGCUCUACGCUCUCGUGCACGACCACCAGGACUACGCACGCCACCUGCUGGACACGUACUCCGUGAGCGCGCUCAGAGCGCCGCGCUGCAGCUUCUGCUGCCGGCGCAGCAGCGGAGCGCCGCACCUCAGCGUAGCCGUGCGCUACGACCGCGCAGCGAUCCUCGGCAUGAUGGCGGCGGCGCUGAAGCACGCCGACUCGCUGACGGACUACCUGGAGAGCCGCGGCGGCUGCUCGCACGUGGCGGACGCCGGGAAGACGGCGGUGCAGCUGGCGGUGGAGCUGUCCCGGCCCGACUGCCUGCUGCUGCUGCUGGCGCACGGCGCGCGGCCGGCCGGCCUGGACGCGGCGCUGCAGAGACUCGUGUCCUGUGAGGAGGCGGAGCGGAGCCAGGCGCAGCGCUGCCUGGACUUCCUGCUGCUCUUCCUGCCCGAGCCCGAGGCGCCGCGGCAGCUGCAGGACGAGCCGCGCCGCUGGCAGACCCUGCUGGGGAACCAGGUGUUCAGCUGGCUGUGUGGCCUGGCCCCGCCCCCCCUGCUGCUGCAGGCGCUGCGCUGUCUGGCUCGGUCCGGCCCGGAUCAGAUCAGCACGCUGCCGGACUUCCUGCAGCCGCACAGCUGGCAGUGACCGACCUGUCACCGUGGAAACAACACCGCAGGACUGCUGCGAUUGGACGGUGAAACGUAAAUAAAGACUCAAAACAGGACAAUGCUGAGUCAGCUGAGAAGUCUGAGCCGACGGGCUUAAGGACCCCGAGGAGACUGAAGUAUUCUAAAUAUUAAGAUGAGAGUAUUUGAGUUGUUGUGUUUAACGUUCGGGUCAGACGUUGAAACUACAGCUGCAAAGAUUAAUGGAUUAGUUUUCAACUAUUUUGAUAAUCCAUUCAUCAGUUUGAGUCAUUUUUUAUGAUA
Messenger RNA from Perca flavescens (yellow perch), 1561 nucleotides. It is a transcript of the gene ankrd9, whose product is annotated as ankyrin repeat domain 9. The transcript has 3 exons. Lineage: Eukaryota; Metazoa; Chordata; Actinopteri; Perciformes; Percidae. The coding region runs from base 456 to 1277 and encodes 273 amino acids. The record is from RefSeq and is a predicted model, not a curated record.